CGGUGUUAGGGUAUCUCUCUUGAGCUCUCAGCUCGCCGCCGCCGCCGCCGCGCGAGGUGGGCGCUUCACUUGGCCUUCAGGAGGAGAAGGAGGGCAUGGCGCGGCUCACGGUGGAGCAGGCGAAGCGGGAGGCGGGAUCCGAAGGGACGGCCGCCACGUCGCUCGACCUCUCCCACCGCGCCCUCUCCGACGUGUCGUGCCUGAGCAGCUUCAACAAUCUGGAGCGCCUCGACCUCGGCUACAACUGCCUCGUCACCCUCGAGGGCUUGUCCACCUGUGCCAAUUUGAAGUGGCUUUCGGUUAUUGAAAACAAACUUGUGAACUUAAAAGGUGUUGAAGGCCUCUCAAAGCUGCAGGUACUGAAUGCUGGCAAGAAUAAGCUUAAAACAAUGGAUGAAGUCAAAUAUUUAUCAAGCUUGGGAGCAUUGAUUCUAAAUGAUAACAACAUUUCCUCCAUAUGCAAACUUGACCAGCUUCAUCAGUUGAACACUCUUGUUCUCUCCAAAAACCCUAUUUUCACUAUUGGGGAUGCUUUGAUGAAGGCAAAGGCUAUGAAAAAGUUAUCCUUGUCUCACUGCCAGAUAGAAAACAUUGGUUCUUCUCUCACAGCGUGUGUGGAAUUGAAGGAACUUCGGCUUGCUCACAACAAGAUCACUACAAUUCCAUCAAACUUGGCGAAAAAUGUCAAAAUUUUGAACCUUGAUUUAGGAAACAACUUAAUUGGAAGGAGGUCAGAUUUGGAGGUCCUUUCUGAACUGCACUACUUGAGGAACCUAAAUUUGCAGGGAAAUCCUAUUGCUGAGAAAGAUGGUUUAGCCAAAAAGGUUAUGAAAUUAGCUCCCAAUCUGCGCAUAUUUAACUCAAAGCCUAUGGAAGCCAGCUCCAAGAGUACGAAGAACUCUAGAGAAGAGAAUCUACCAACCAAGGAUGCUGCUAUGCCUGACGGUGGUCCUACUGACAUUUGUACAAAAAAGAAAACCAAGGGGAAACACUCGAAACAACAAAUCAAGAGCCCUGAAGAAACCGUGGGACAAAGUACUCGCCUGGAUGUCACUAUUGCCACACCAGUAAAAUCUGAACCGCUCAUUGGAGAGGGAAAAGAAAAGGUGGCUGUAGAACAUGUCAAGAACAAGAAAUCAAAGAGGAAGGACGACAACUCUUCACUUGAUGAUACUGAUAAAAAGGCUAGCAAAGGAGCCAAGAGGAUGAAAUCUGCUAACAAAGAGAAGAAUGCCGAAGGAAUUGAUGACACAGAAAUUCCAUUUGCAGACUUGGUGUUCUCUAGUGAAGGCAACAAUCCAGAUCCUGAGUUGAAGGGCAAAAUUCAGGAAAUUGCCCCGGAUGGAAAAUUUGGUGGCCUGGUAAUCGAUCACACCAAGAAGAAGAAAGGCAAAGGCAUGGUCGUCGGCUCCGCUGCUCUUGAGCAGCUAUCCUCUGCGCCGGAGGUGGGAGCAGGUGCACUGUCAGGAUGGGAUUAGUUGUAGACUUGCAGUGAGCUGCGACCCUGAUCACCGGCAAAUUGGCGAUUAGUGGUCAAUGGAACGUUGGAACUCCUUUGUUUUAGCUUUGCUUGCAAGCAGUGGUUUUGCAUGCACUAUCUGCUUGCUUGAUCACUUCAAAUGUGUAACUGACUUGUUGAUACAGCAGUUUGGAAAUUUUGUGAACGUUCAGAUGAUUGGGAA
Messenger RNA from Oryza brachyantha (malo sina), 1682 nucleotides. RefSeq names its product protein phosphatase 1 regulatory subunit SDS22. Gene Ontology annotation, molecular function: protein binding. The coding region runs from base 96 to 1478 and encodes 460 amino acids. The record is from RefSeq and is a predicted model, not a curated record. NCBI's taxonomy places the organism in Eukaryota, Viridiplantae, Streptophyta, Magnoliopsida, Poales, Poaceae. The transcript is spliced from 10 exons.